Symbiodinium pilosum is the source of this 837-nucleotide messenger RNA. The record is from the annotation of a GenBank genome assembly. NCBI's taxonomy places the organism in Eukaryota, Dinophyceae, Suessiales, Symbiodiniaceae.
AUGAGCCACGAAAGCUUGGUCGUGUCAGAGCUCAAGGAGAAGCUAGCGGAAAAAGAGCGGGAGCUGAAGGCACUACGCCAGGAGUUUUCAAAGGCAGAGUCAGUGUUUCAGACCAGCCUGGCGGAUAUCUCCGUGGAUUCCUCAAACUCGGCGGUAGAGCUGGCGUCCUUAAAGGCACAGCUAGCCGUGGAGCAGUCCAAGGCCGCCAAGCUCCAGGGUGAUGCCGCUGCCAAGAGCACGGCUCUCGGGGCGAAGCUCGGGGUGGAGCAGCGCAAGGCCGAGACACUCCAGGAGCGCCUCGUGUCUGCAGCUCCCUGGCGGCAAGGCGACACGCUCAUUGUUUUGCGGUGUUUAUGGAACUUCGAUGCCAUCCCUUCGCCUGCUGAGGAAGUGAUGCAUCAGGAGCAAAUGAAUGAAAUUACAGAUUUUCUCACCGCAAAGCAGCAAGAGCUUCGUCUCUCCGACUCUGACUUGCUAGAGAUCAGUGCUGGGCGGAUCAUUUCCAGCCGCGGCCCGAACGCACCCUUGCUGAAUGUCAAGCAGUGGUAUGUAGCAGAGAUGAUGGAGCUGAAGCAUGCCCUCAACGAAGAGCAGGCCAAGGCCAGCGCGAAGACGGUUUCAACGGCGGAACGGAAGCUGGUAAAGAGUUGGUCAGACCAGCGUGCACUCGACUUACAGUGGCACGCAGAGGUGGCAGCUCGUGACGAAGAGCUCCAGGAACUUCGGAAGGAACUCUCAAAAGCGGAGUGGUGGGCAUCGCUGUCCAAGAGAUCUCCUCAGCAUCAGGAUUCUGUGAUCGUGCUAACAUGUUGGCAUAUACUGGCCCAGCCUGCAUGA